UCCCUCCCAGAUCCAAUCAAAGUCACAACCCAUUGCCCUCCCACCCCCGGCCUCCAUCUCCAUUCCUGCGCGCGUCGGCCACCUCCCUCCGGCGGAGCUCGACCCCCACCCCCAAGCCCAGCCGCUCCACCCUCUCCUGUACCCAUCCACAGAUCGAGCAAGGGGUGAGGGAGCGCCCAGAUCCACCACCCUACCAAAACGAGAUACAACACCAGAUUCCUCCUUCUUCCUGACCUCUGGUGGCACCGUCGCAGCCACCUUUAACGUCGCGGCUCUCCUACUUUGUCUAGCCUCGCGUCCACGCCUCCCCUGCCCCUCGCCCCUCGUGCCCACGCCUCCCCUGCCUCUUGUCGGACUCACCAUCCUAUGCUGCACCAAGGAGAUGGGCGUGUGUGAGUCCGCCCUCUCGGGGGAGGCAGAGGGGCACCGUGGCGGUGAUGGGGAAUAAGAUCGCAGGACAACGCAGGCCUCGGCGAUGCAGUCCUACCUGCACGACCUGCCCUCCACCUACAACCUCGUGAUGCUUGACCUCGUCAGGCGUGGCCGCCUCCUCUACAAGCACAAUGAGGGCCGCCUUCUCGUCAAGAUCUACUUCAAGCGCGCCGGAGAGCCCCUCGAGCUCAAGGACCAUGAUUCGGAGGCUGGAGCAGAUCCGGAGGGUGUUCCAGGGACUCGAGGGCUCCCAUAUCUGGCCCUUCCAGUGUUUAAUUUUUCAUAGUCAGUCACCGCCGGAUUCGAGGGUGGAGCCCGAGCCUCCACUGGAGCAUGGAUCAGACGUGCAGGAGGUGGAGCUCCGCAUGGAUCAUGACAUGGUCGUCGCGGGGGCAAGGAUCAUCAAGUCUGCAGGCGGCAUCAGGGGAGGUGCAGUGCCAGCUGCUGGACAUGGUUCACCCUGGGUUGCUGCUGAUGCACAAGGUGAAUUUCGAUGCCAAGACGGAGUAUGAAAUGAUUGAGAACUACAAGAUUCUCCUGGAUGUGUUCAACAAGCUGUAGAUAGGCAAGGUACAGUGGUGAUUCUCCUGGCUUAGCUCUCUACCUGUGGAUUUAUCCGUGAUUGUGUCUUGCAUUUUGUCAUCUGGGAAAGCAAAGGUGAUUUGUCUAUAUAGUAGUUUGGUUUAUAUAUGCCGUGUGUGGGGAUUCAGUCUGGAACAGUCGUGUGUGAUUGAUGUCAACAUGUGGUAUAGCCACAAGAUGAUUCGAUAACUGACUAAAUUUGUUGUGCACUACUGAAGUUAUCCUCAUUGCUGUGUAUAGUACUAAACUUGUACAAUUCUUGUCCUUUUUCCACACAACAUUAAGAUUAGAGUCGUGCUUUCUGAAUGUUUUGCCAAUUUUUAUGUCCUGUGAGCUAGCAAACUGAGCUACGGGUGCUUCAUCUCUGUCCUUCAGCUUCUAUACUUAUGACAAUUAAAUAGAGGAUCUAUUUUGCUCCCUGCUCUGAUUGGUUUCAAUCGAUAUUUGUCUCAUCUAGCACUCUGAGUAUCAGUAUGUUGUUUUAACCCUGAUUAUGACGUGGUAGUAUAAAGUGGACACCAUAUUCCUAUUUAAAUGCAUAACGAUUUUUUUUCCCAUCAUGUCCUGGUUUACCCAUGUCAGAUUUGUUCCUUCCGGAACUCUUGGUCCUUCAUAUCUAAAGUUUACAUGUACUGUACAAGCUCUACUUUAUGCUAAUACUUGCCUUUGUAACAUUUUGCAUUGCAUACUUCUAAAUGGACAAGUACAUGCGAUGUCCAUCAUGAACGAUGAUGCAGACUAGAUCUACCACUACAGAACCAUCCAUCACAUAAACACAAAGUCAGAUGUUUUGCAUCAGGAAGAAGCAGUACUUGAGGAAGCAGAUUACAUGUUUUCCCGCCAUGAAGCACUAGAUAGGCUUGUUCUAUUUAUUUUUGCUGUUCUAGAGUAUUUCAGCAGCUGAAUGCUUGACUACAACAUGUUGUAGGUUGCUUGGAUCUGUAUAAAAUACGUAUGUGAUGGAAAUUUGUAGAAUGUGCGUUUUGAGAUAUUUCCGUAAUAUUCAGCUAAUUGGUGGUAACUUGAUUCA
Molecule: messenger RNA, 2044 nt
Organism: Triticum dicoccoides
Lineage: Eukaryota; Viridiplantae; Streptophyta; Magnoliopsida; Poales; Poaceae
Exons: 5
Coding region: 564-944 (126 amino acids)
Source: RefSeq, a predicted model, not a curated record